UUAUUACUGCACUAUUCCCACCCCCAAACUGCAAAGAGGAGCUUUCCAGCUUCUUGUUCUAUUGACAAAAAGUAAGUCGCAAAAAAAUGUCUUUAAAAAUUAAAAAAAAGAGAGCAAACAGGGUUAAAAACAAUAAAUAUGUCUUUGGUUCCAACAAUAAUAAAGUGUAAAAACUAAAUAGAGGAAGUGGAGGAAACGGUGUCACCGCCCAUAUAUUAUUAGAUGCCAUGAAGCCAGUCAAACCAUCUCAGAGCUGUUAUGUUAACUUGAGAGAAGCCCAACUCUGUCCUUCAGAUCGCUUCUAUCUGAAACACUAGAAACACACAUUUUAUUAAUGAAGUGUGACAAACGUGAGGACGUCAUGAGAGGGCUCAGUGUCUUUUCCAUGUGGGUGUUUCUCAACCUGCUGCUGUUGAAGUCGACACGUGCUGAUGAAGGUGCUGGCCACGCGCCGCCUCCCUCCUCGUCUGCAGUGAACCCCUGCUGUUACUACCCCUGUCAGAACUCAGGGGUCUGUGUGAGGUUCGGUGCCGAUCGAUACGAAUGUGACUGCACCCGAACUGGCUUCUAUGGAGAAAACUGCACCGUUCCUGAGAUCUGGACCAGAAUUUAUUACAUGCUGAAGCCCAGUCCAUCGGUGGUUCACUACAUCCUCACCCACUUCCAGUGGUUCUGGGAUUUUGUCAACAGCUCCUUCCUGCAAGACACCAUCAUGAGACUAGUGCUGACAGUCAGAAGCAACCUGAUUCCAAGCCCUCCGACCUACAACACCAAGUACGGGUACCUGAGCUGGGAGUCCUACUACAACCUGUCCUACUACACCCGGCUCCUGCCUCCGGUGCCGGAGGACUGCCCGUUGCCCAUGGGAACCAAAGGGAAACCCGUCCUCCCGGACGCCAGCGUUUUGGCUCACAGGUUUUAUAAGAGAAGAACGUUUCGACCAGAUCCUCAAGGAACCAAUGUGAUGUUUGCCUUCAUGGCUCAACACUUCACCCACCAGUUCUUCAGCACCAAGCAUGGGGAGAAUGGGGCCUUCACCAAGGCUUUGGGACAUGGGGUAGAUGCCAGCAAUAUCUAUGGAGUCGACCUUGAGCGGCAGCAUCAACUGAGGCUUCAUAAGGAUGGAAAGCUGAAAUAUCAGUUAGUGAAGGGUGAGAUGUACCCUCCUACAGUAGCCGAGGUCCCCGUGCACAUGGUCUAUCCUGAAACGUGUCCCCCGGAGCAGCGGCUGGUCACGGGUCAGGAGAUAUUUGGCCUCCUCCCAGGCCUCACCAUGUACGCCACCAUAUGGCUGAGGGAGCACAACAGAGUCUGCGACAUCCUCCGGGCAGAACAUCCCACCUGGGACGAUGAGCAGCUUUUCCAGACGACCAGACUCAUCAUCAUUGGCGAGAUCAUCAACAUCAUAGUAGAGGAGUAUGUGCAGCAGCUGAGUGGCUACCGGCUCAAGCUGAGGUUCGAUCCGUCCCUGCUCUUCAGGGUGCAGUUCCAGUACAGCAACCGCAUCGCUCUGGAGUUCUGCCAGCUGUACCACUGGCACCCGCUGAUGCCCGACAGCUUCCUCAUCGGCGGAGACGACGUCCCGUACUCUCAGUUCGUUUACAACACCUCCCUGCUCAUGCACUACGGCGUGGAGACGCUGGUGGACGCCUUCUCGCGGCAGCCUGCGGGACAGAUCGGUGGAGGUUUCAAUACUCAUGAAGCAGUGCUCAAAGUGGCAGAGAAGAUCAUUGAAAAGUCUAGAGCUGCACGUCUGCAGCCCUUCAAUGAAUACAGGAAGAAGUUUAACCUAAGACCUUACACCUCCUUUCAUGAAUUCACUGACAACGAAGAGAUUGCCAGAGGAUUAGAGGAACUGUACGGAGACAUUGAUGCUUUGGAGUUUUACCCUGGAGUCAUGUUGGAGAAAACGCGUCCUAAUGGUAUAUUUGGUGAGAGCAUGGUGGAGAUGGGAGCUCCCUUCUCUCUAAAAGGCCUACUGGGAAACCCCAUCUGCUCCCCCGAGUACUGGAAGCCCAGCACCUUUGGGGGAGAGACAGGAUUUAAAAUAGUGAAAACCUCCACCUUAAAGAAACUGGUUUGCCUUAAUACCAAGUGGUGUCCGUACGUGGACUUCCAUGUUCCACAACAUGAGGAUGAGGCAACACCAGAAAAAGCCUCCACCGAGCUUUAAUGUUUCAGCUGUGAUUAUCAAUUAUAUUAUAAUCAUAUUUAUAUAAUAUCAUUAUAAUCAAAUAAUUAAACUCCUUCAAGUAAGAAAUGUAAAA
Molecule: messenger RNA, 2267 nt
Organism: Betta splendens (Siamese fighting fish)
Lineage: Eukaryota; Metazoa; Chordata; Actinopteri; Anabantiformes; Osphronemidae
Gene: ptgs1
Product: prostaglandin-endoperoxide synthase 1
Exons: 11
Coding region: 335-2173 (612 amino acids)
Biological process (GO): response to oxidative stress; cyclooxygenase pathway
Cellular component (GO): cytoplasm; neuron projection
Molecular function (GO): peroxidase activity; heme binding; oxidoreductase activity, acting on single donors with incorporation of molecular oxygen, incorporation of two atoms of oxygen
Source: RefSeq, a predicted model, not a curated record